This is a messenger RNA of Helianthus annuus (common sunflower), 651 nucleotides long. Its product is annotated as 50S ribosomal protein L31, chloroplastic. Gene Ontology annotation, molecular function: structural constituent of ribosome. Lineage: Eukaryota; Viridiplantae; Streptophyta; Magnoliopsida; Asterales; Asteraceae. The coding region runs from base 95 to 502 and encodes 135 amino acids. Gene Ontology annotation, cellular component: ribosome. The transcript has 2 exons. Gene Ontology annotation, biological process: translation. The record is from RefSeq and is a predicted model, not a curated record.
UCUCUCUGUAACUUUGUAUAACCCCUUUAUUUCAUUUCAUCCAUCCAUUAUCUUCUUCUUCGUCAUUCUUCCUCUCACCACAUCAACAACAGAAAUGGCACUAAGCCUAUCCAACUCCUUCCUCCAAAGAAACUCUCCGCCACCACUCUCCAUCAAAAAGUUGGCAGCAGACACAUCCCCAAAUCAACCACGGUGGACAUGCCGGAAGAAAGACAUCCACCCGGAAUUCUACGAUGACGCCAAGGUCUACUGCAGCGGAGAACAUGUUCUUACGACCGGAGGUACGAAGAAAGAGUACGUGGUUGAUGUGUGGUCCGGCAACCACCCGUUUUAUUUAGGAAGUCGGUCUGCAAACCUGAUUGAUGCCGAUCAGGUUGAGAAGUUCCGUAAGAAGUUCGGUGGAGAUGGUGGGUUGGAUCAGUUUAUGCAGAUUCCGACGCUCAAGGGUGAGAUUAUUAUUCCACCUAAACGGAAAGCUGCCGGUAAAGGCAAGAAGAAGUAAGUUUAAUUGAGGGUUUAAUUUUGUCUAGUGUUAUUUCAUCUGAUGAAGCACGUUUCGAUUAUAUGUUUGUGGAUUUCAUAAUUCGUCUAUUGUUUUGGCUUUUGAAACCUAAAUGCUAUUAGUUAUGGGACUUUUGCCUGCAGCUGAAA